Pelagomonas calceolata is the source of this 503-nucleotide messenger RNA. Lineage: Eukaryota; Pelagophyceae; Pelagomonadales; Pelagomonadaceae. The record is from the annotation of a GenBank genome assembly.
AUGACGUGGCCGCGCUGGCUCCGUCGAGCGGUGGGGAACCGACACCGCCACGCCAUCGAGCAGUCGCGUUGAUGGCGUGAAGGUCGACGCGUCGAUUCAGGAGGAAAGCGCCGUAAAUUUGAUUUCCACACAGACACGAGCCAGAAGGCGACGACCGCGACGUCCGCCGCCCGACAGUCGGGGAGACAGCAGGCGCGCGCGCUGUUUAAAAUGGGACCUCUGUCCGCCGGCGCCCGCGGCCCGGGGCUCUCGGACUGGAUCGUCGCGUCCGAGGUCUCCUCGUCCAUGCCUGUGCGGAAAUCAAAAUUUUACGGCGCGUUCGUGUUGAAUCGUCGCGUCGACCUGCACGCCAUCGACGCGACGCCUGCUCAACGGCGUGGCGAUGCCGGUUCCUCACCGCUCGACCGAGCUAGGACGGCCGGGUCGUCGCCGAGGAAUGACUUAGUGAAGAAUUGUCGGGCGCACCCGACGCACUGCUUGAUUUCCACACAGGUCCAUGCUAA